AUGUGGAACCAGGUGCUGCGGCGCGUCGUGCACGCCGAGGAGCAGCAGCAGGCCGAGCGUCGUCGACAGCAACUAGCACAAGCUUGUUCCGCAGACCCUGCCUCUUCGAAUGCGACCUUAGCGAGAUCCGACGUCUCCGCAGAAGCCUCGCAAUCGGCAUCAGAAGGCGAGAACCCCGUCGCGGUAGCCCCCACCACUGCUAAUGCAGCUACAGAGCCUAGUGAUAACGCGACACACGUGGAAGAGGCAGAGGAAGAUGACGACUAUCUACAGAAACACUUAUUAUCACGUCCAACGUCGACUUGGAGCUGUCUGGAAGACACGCAACAGGCCAAUUGCCUGUCUCUCAACGCUCCGCACACACUCGUGGCGGUGGGCGAGCGCGACGGUCGCGUGACGAUCUGGGACAAUACGAGUAUCCGCGUGAUCACACGCGAGCUGGACCCGACUCUUAUUGCUGUGGAGUCUCCUACAGGCGAGACGGUCAAUGGACAGGAUGAUUCCACUUCCAAAGCCGACGGGGCAAAGAAGACAGAUGCAGACGGAUCAGUGGAGAACGACGACGCGUCAGUAGAAGAUGAAGACGACGAGAGAACCGAAGACGCGUCAGUGGAAGAAGCCACGGAAGAAGACGAAGCAGACGAGGAUAACAACGAGAGUGAAGAGACCAAGACGGAGGACGAAGCGGACGCCUCAGCAGGUGGAACUGUGGUGACUCUAUCCGAUCUCCGUGUAGUCAAGACAGCUCUCAAAGUGGUUUCUCAAUGCGUGUGGUCGUGUGAUUCUCAUUGGCUGUUUGCUGGUUGCGAGGAGAAGUCGACACGUCGGGCGAGACUUUGUGUGUGGAACGUCGAGGCCGCGACACUCGUGUCGGCGUUCAGAUUCGACGGGACGAUCACGGCCUUGAGUGCGCAUCCAUACGACCCAAAGUUGGUACUUGUGAGCUUCUGGAACUCUCGUCCAGUGCUACUGAACGUGGUGACUGGAGAUAGAGCACAACUCGAGAAUGUCCCGCUGGAAAACGCGGAAGUUGCCCAACCAACGCCUCAGAAUAAUUCUCGCCAUCCUCUGCUUGCAUCUUGUGCGAGAUAUGGGCGUUCUGGGACGCGUAUCUACUGCGCCACGUCGAAAUCAACACUGGCGAUACUGGACGCGACGACUUUGCAGUGUCUGGACAGCUUGAAGCUCAACGUGAUCAUCCAAUUUGUCGAUUUGAGCGUCAACUUACGUGAAAACGCGAUGUUACUCACGAGCUCCAAGGGCAUCCACGAGUUCGUCAUGGAUUCCACGACUGCGACCGAGGAGCAUCCGCUAGGACUACGAGAGGUGGCGUUACACUCGACGGGUGCAGUACGCGCACCUUGGGCAGUUUGUUGCUUCAGUGGCGGCGAGGAGUUCGUGGUUGGGACUCCAGUUGUGCGUCAUCGUCACGUCGGAGAGAACGGUUUGUUCACGUGGCAUCGCGCCUCGGUUUUAAACAAGACAACAGCUCAGCACAACGUCGGAGUGAAGGACGGAGUGCUCGCAUUAGCGUGGGAUCACUCGAGACAGAGCGUGUUAGCGGUCUCGACCAGUGGAGCGCUGCAUGUGCUCGAGGAACAAUUCACUACUUCGUGGCCAGGAGCGAUGUAUCCUGCGGGGUUUCGACUCAUCACGGACAACGAAUUACAUCUCAACGUGUUCGAUCGAGACGCGCAAGAGCGGAAACAAGAGAAGGAGAAACUCACGGAAGCCGCGAAGAGUGCUCCGGUGGAUGUGUUUUCUGUUCAAGGUCCGUCAGAGGAGUUCCCUGCGGAAGAUGAUACCGCUGAAGCUUCACUUCUUGACACUAAAUUUGAGAAGCCGUGCUUUAUCCCAGCCAUUCCGAUCGCUUAUUACCACCGACGACACGUCCAUCAAGUUCACGGAUUGCCAUACAACGAGGACAAGCACUUUGGUCUGGGUCAAAGCGUGUUUGAGCCACUUAAAGGGGCGUUGGGUAAGCAGAAGAAGAGCAGUUCGAGGAAGUCCAAGAGCAGCAAGAAGCGACGGCGCAGAUAG
Phytophthora infestans T30-4 is the source of this 2040-nucleotide messenger RNA. RefSeq lists its product as uncharacterized. NCBI's taxonomy places the organism in Eukaryota, Oomycota, Peronosporomycetes, Peronosporales, Peronosporaceae. Gene Ontology annotation, cellular component: Set1C/COMPASS complex. The transcript has a single exon. The record is from RefSeq and is a predicted model, not a curated record. Gene Ontology annotation, molecular function: protein binding. Bases 1 to 2040 code for a protein of 679 amino acids.